This is a messenger RNA of Medicago truncatula (barrel medic), 1167 nucleotides long. Its product is annotated as disease resistance protein RUN1. NCBI's taxonomy places the organism in Eukaryota, Viridiplantae, Streptophyta, Magnoliopsida, Fabales, Fabaceae. Gene Ontology annotation, biological process: defense response. Bases 1 to 1167 code for a protein of 388 amino acids. Gene Ontology annotation, molecular function: ADP binding. The record is from RefSeq and is a predicted model, not a curated record. The transcript is spliced from 2 exons.
AUGGACUGGCACCGGGUAGUGGGGUCAUUAUUACAACUAGAUAUAAACACAUAUUUAGUCAAUUCACAAAAUGUGCAAAUAUGUGAGGUUAAGGAAUUGAACAAACAUGAUUCUCUUCAACUAUUGAGUUUGACUAUCUUCGGAGAAAAACAUCCUAAAAUUGGAUAUGAAGAUCUAUCAGAGAGUGUAAUUGCCUAUUGCAAAGGCAAUCCUCUGGCUAUAAAAGUUUUAGGUGCAAAUCCGAGUUCAAGAAGCAAGGAAGCAUGGGACAAUGAAUUGAAAAUGCUCCAAAAGAUUCCCAAUAGGAAAAUUUUUAAUGUGUUAAAAUUGAGUUAUGAUGACUUAGAUUGUUGUCAAAAGGCCAUAUUUCUAGAUAUCGCAUGCUUGUUGAGAGAAGAGCAUAAAGAUUUUGUAAAACAUGUAUUGGAAGCUUGUCGAUUCUUUGCAACAAUUGGGAUAGAAGUCCUUCUAGAUAAAGCUCUCAUAGAACUAAAACUUAUUUGGCAUGUAAAUCUGGAUGUUGAUACAAUAGAAAUGCAUGUUUUGUUACAAGAAAUGGGUCGGGAGAUUGUUAAUCAAGAAUCUAAAGACCCUGGGAAAAGAAGUAGAUUGUGGAGGGCUGAAGAAAUAUCUGAAUUAUUGAAAAACAACAAGUCUGAUUCCUUUAGAAGGAUGAAAAAUAUAAGAUAUCUUAAAAUCUAUAAUAUAUCUGAUGGGAGCACAUGCAAUGUGUACUUUCCCGAUGGUCUUGAGUGGAUUUCUGAUAAAUUGAGGUACCUUCGAUGGGAUGGAUACUGUCUUGAAUCUUUGCCAUCAACCUUUUGUGCUGAAAUGCUUGUAGAGAUUUGCAUGAGUCAUAGCCUAAAAACCAAUUUUCAUUCAAAAUCUCUCUUAGUUGAUGGUUGUUCAUCCCUCAUGGAAUUUUCGGUGACAUCAGAGGAAAUGACAGAGUUAUCCUUACAUGGCACUGCUAUACGUGAAUUAUCUUUAUCGAUUUGGCGUAAUUGCAAACUUACUUCUCUUGGUCUAACUGAGUGUAACAAGCUCAACACUGUUGGGAAGAAGUUAUCAGAUGAUCAUGGGCUUGGGUUUGUUACCGAACUAGACCUUUCAGGGUGCACAGAAAUCGAUGCAUUAAGUCUGUGGUCCAUCCUCGAUGGUAUAUAG